AAAAGGGCAAGUUUUUUAGUUCAGAUAAACUCAGCAACUGCACCAAGAGAGGACUGAACUUCUGAGACUGAGGAGAGAAAUACAAGAAGAAAAGAAGAGGAAAAACCUCCAUAAAUAUUCAAAGCAACGACAAAAAGAUUCGUAUGGGGAGAGAAUAGAAGUCUGGGGAACUAAACAUAUUACAAAGGAUGAGCUGCUUGCAGAUUACUGCUUGUGGGACGAUUGCAAAAACCAAGAGUAUAUGCCCUUCACGUUGUUUAUCUUCCUCACAAUCAUGUGUCUCUCGGAAUAAUUCUGUCCAACUUCUUGGAACCUCGUUGAGACAAGUUUCUUGCACAUCUAGAUACCAGAGGGGCACUACCGUUUGCUUGUUUGGAAACAAAGGAAAACCAGAGAAUAGUGGUGAUGGGUCGUCUCCAUGGAAAUCUCUUGAGAACGCUAUGGGAGGAAUAGGAAAAGAGAAGUCAAUACAGGAUAUUUUGAGGGAGCAGAUGCAAAAUAAGGAAUAUGCUGAUACUGGAGGUGGAGGUGGACUUGGAGGUCGUCCACCACCGAGCGGUGGAGGUGGGGGUGGGGAUGGUCCCGAGAAUGAAGGCGUCGAUGGUAUGUUGGAUGAAUUCGUACAAGUAAUCUUAGCAACUGCCGGCUUCCUCUUUCUGUAUGCGUACAUAAUCCGUGGUGACGAAAUAGCUCGGGUAGGAAAGGACAUUUUAAAGUUUAUUGUUACAAGAAAGAAGAGUCUUCGAUUAGAACGUAUUGGUGACAAGUGGAGAAGACUCUACCGUAGACUGGCAAAGAAGGAUCAGGUACAGAGAGAUCCGUUUUGGUUGGAACGUGCAAUCCUCAAUACUCCAACAUGGUGGCACGACCCUGUACAGUACAAACGCUACCUCGCAUCUCGCCUUAAACGAUCAUCCUAUUCAUAGGCUAAUACCUUUCUGAUGUUCUUUUAGAAUAACUUUCCUGCAACUUCAUCUUUGUUGUUUGAAGCUGUGUUUGUUAAGAUUUUUCCCCAGACGGAAUUUGUAAAAGAUGUGAGAUUUUGUUUCAUGGAAAUGUAUUUGUUCUUUGAGAGAUCAUGGUUUCCCAGGUUCAACCUGGUCACCAUACAGAAAUUGAAUACCAGGCAUGCAAUUUGUACUACAGAAUUUAUUCUUAAAUUUUGAACGACGUAUUUCGUUGGUAA
Papaver somniferum (opium poppy) is the source of this 1186-nucleotide messenger RNA. RefSeq lists its product as uncharacterized. The transcript is spliced from 4 exons. Gene Ontology annotation, cellular component: chloroplast. The coding region runs from base 189 to 926 and encodes 245 amino acids. Lineage: Eukaryota; Viridiplantae; Streptophyta; Magnoliopsida; Ranunculales; Papaveraceae. The record is from RefSeq and is a predicted model, not a curated record.